Messenger RNA from Rhagoletis pomonella (apple maggot), 1254 nucleotides. RefSeq names its product protein takeout-like. The coding region runs from base 348 to 1157 and encodes 269 amino acids. The transcript has 4 exons. NCBI's taxonomy places the organism in Eukaryota, Metazoa, Arthropoda, Insecta, Diptera, Tephritidae. The record is from RefSeq and is a predicted model, not a curated record.
AUGAUUUCGACUGAAGCUAGAGGCGCAAAAAGCUGAAGCUUCCUAUAAAAGCCACGCAUGCGUUUAGCAUCCCGUUCAAAUUGUGUUGAUAACUAGCUGGCGAGAGAACAGUGCAGUGGCUUUAUCGGCGCGGCAAAAUUGAUGGAUUUCUUUCUUAAUUUGCCAUAAAUUCGAGAUUAAAAUAAACUUAAAAAAAAAAAUAAUUAAAAUUCUGAAAAAAAACGAAAAUCUAAGAUUCAAAUCGAGAAUCGAUAAUAUCGAUUGUGAGAUAAUCGAUUUUUUAAACGUUGCUAUAUCGUGUGAGAAAAAUAAGCACAAAGUGUAAAUCAAUUCAAAAGAAGUUAAAAAUGUCUGCACGCAUGCGCAACACGUUAUAUAGUGACUUUGGCUUCAAAUUAACAUUGCUGCCGCCAGUUUGGCUAUUGCUGUUUGUGCAACUUGUGUUGCAAUUGGCCAAUGUAGUCGCUGCCAAAGAUUUGCCUGCUAAUUUCGAAAAAUGCAAACGUGAUGAAAAUUUCGAUAAAUGCCUUGUUGAUGCUGUGAACGGUGCAAUUCUGCUGCUCAAGGAUGGCAACAAAGAGUUCGGUAUACCACAGCUCGAGCCACUCACUGUGAAGUCGUUAAUAAUCGAUUCUGGUAAUGCGCCUAUUACGCUGAAGCAGACCUUGAAAAACUUACUCGUACACGACAUGAUCUCCACCAGCAAAGUGCAGCGCUACCGCACCGAUCUGAACAAUCACCUAAUUGUUUGUGACAGUAAAACCGAUCGCAUUGAAAUGGUUGGCGAUUAUGAGAUGUCCGGCCGCAUAUUGCUGCUACCCAUAACUGGUAAUGGCAAAGCCAAUAUGACGCUGAUUAACACCCGCAUCGAACAUCGGCUCAUCGGUGAACCUUUCAUGCGCGAUGGCGUCAAAUAUAUGCGUCUCAAGGAGUACCGCGUCGAUCUGAAUCCCAAGCGUGUCUAUAUGCAAUUCGAUAAUCUCUUCAACGAUCGUUUGUUAUCGCAGACAAUGAAUCGAUUCUUGAACGACAACUGGGAGACGGUUUUCAAUGAGCUGAAGAUUGGCUAUGCGCGUAGCUUUGGUCAAAUUUUCCGUGAUAUUUCGAAUAAGCUGUUUGAGGAGAUACCAUUCGAUUCGAUAUUUCUGAGUUCUUGAAUGCGCGGUGCGUAAAAGAGGGAACUACAUGAGAAGUGGGCAUAGCCUGAGUAUUUUCUUUUAGUAUUUAAUAAAAAUUGUUAAGGCUUAUUAUUUA